Molecule: messenger RNA, 1160 nt
Organism: Durusdinium trenchii
Lineage: Eukaryota; Dinophyceae; Suessiales; Symbiodiniaceae
Source: the annotation of a GenBank genome assembly
UCUUUCCCGAAUUGGAUGGGAGCACGUGCUGGGGAGCGCGUGCUGGGGAGCGCGUGCUGGUGAACAGAACACUGGUUGCUUUGCGCCAGGCGCACGAACGCACGAACGGUGCGAGGUUUGCAAGCAGGUGUUACUUCCUUGCGAAGCCCGCCUCAUGGUACAAGGGGUCUUUUUCUUUGAAACACCGGAAGGAUGAACUGGAGGUGUUCGCAGAGUUUCUUGGACUCUCACGCCACAAAAUCAUCGUUGGCCCUUUCACGCAGUUUUUAGGCUUGAAAAGUUCAGGCCGAAGACAGGGACACGUUCCGGCCAUGUUCGCCAUCAGCAACCUCAGACCGCCGACGAAGCCAGACUGUCUGGAGGACGUGGACGAGUCGGUGCCCGAGGAUCCAUUCGAUGUGGACAGGAUGUCGUGCAAAAGACCUUCCCUUCUGGCAAGGGCCAAGAGGAAGAGAGCUGUGGUGAAGCAGAUGCGUCAGGAGCACCUUCAGAACUUUUUGAACGAGUUCCAGUUCAAGAAUGCCUUUACUCCCAGAAGCGAUUCUUCAAUCUUUGGCCGCAAGAAGUACUACCCGGUGCACGUGGCCGCCAGAUUGGGAGAUUGUGAGGUUCUUCGUGAUUUACUCUUACUUGGUGUAGAUGCGCAACAGACGGAUGCUUCCGGUUUGCUGCCGUUGGACAUUGCCCGAGCUGCAAGUCAUGGGAGGUCUCACCAACAGGUCAUCGAACUUCUACAGGAAGAGGUCAAGGUGGUGAGCAUGCGGGAGUUCCAUCAACUGGUGAACACCCGGACCAAGGAGCUUUGAGCUGCAGAUCCGCAGAUCGGCAGAUCUGCGAUUGGUCACCCAUGACAGACUGCCCCCCUGAUCAUUUUUGCGCCAAGAGGACGUGGCCUCAAAAAACGAGAAAGCGGUGAACAAAUGGCUUUUUGCGGGUUGGAAGAUGAGCCAUGUUAGUUUAGGACGGUUUGAAGGUCUUUUAGAGGCAAAAGCCUGUGACCUUCGAUCUGUAGCCCCUUCAACUUUCUGGCCAGGCCUACCCUGGCUUUUAAAAUUUGAAUUUUGUCUUUUGGCACUUCUGAUUCAGACAGUGCUGUGUGAAUCCGAUUUCUCCAUAUCGAAAGGGCGCAGAAUCAAUGAACCAUGCAUGUAAUAUGCUGC